CACGGGCCUGGGGCCGGCUGGCUGUUAUCGAAAAAGCAUAAUUUUUUAUUUGUGUUGAUUGAAAUUAAGGAAUUAUAAAGUUAUAAACUUAUUCUACAAAAUACUACAAAAUGGUUGAAGAAUUAAAGAUAUUAAAACAAGGUGCCGAGGCUAAGCUGUACAUCUGCAAUUACCUUGGAAAACCUACUCUAAUCAAGGAGAGAUUCAAGAAGAACUAUCGGCAUCCUGAUUUGGAUACUUCAAUAACCAAAGAAAGAAUGAAAAACGAAGCCAGAUCUAUAGUAAGGUGUAAAACAGCUGGAGUCAAAACUCCAGCUUUAUAUUUGGUUGAUUUUGAACGCAGGCGUAUCUAUAUGCAACAUUUUGAAAACAGUAUUACAGUGAAGGAUUUUAUUAUAAACUUAAAAAGUAGUAACAACCAGGGUGAUAUCAAUACAUUAGAUGUGUAUGCUCAUAAAAUUGGUGAAGUGAUACGUAAAAUGCACGAAAAUAAUAUAAUACAUGGCGAUCUAACUACAUCUAACAUGUUACUUGUUGAAAGAAAUCCAAGUAAUGAAUUAGAAAAUUCUAAAUGGUUAAACAAUACUAAUAUAGAUUUAGUUCUAAUAGAUUUUGGCUUAUCAUUCAUAGAUUCGAGCACAGAAGACAAAGGUGUUGAUUUGUAUGUGCUAGAGCGAGCUUUAAUUAGUACACACAAUGAAUAUCCGGAUCUGUUCAGUAAAAUAUUUGAAGCCUACAAAAAUUAUAGUAAGAAUAAUAUAAAGGAAAUAAUUAGCAAGUAUGAAGAUGUAAGAGCAAGGGGAAGAAAGAGAACUAUGGUAGGUUAAGUAAUUAAAAAUAAGUAACAAGUAACUAGAUAAGUGUGGUAAGCUUAAACCUUUAAUUGGAAAAUCAUUUCCAAAUAUUAGGUGUUAUUGUAAAAUUGUUUCUAAUUUUGUAUAUUUAAAAAUCAAUAAAUGAAUCAUCAUUUAAA
Maniola jurtina (meadow brown) is the source of this 973-nucleotide messenger RNA. RefSeq names its product EKC/KEOPS complex subunit TP53RK (gene Prpk). The record is from RefSeq and is a predicted model, not a curated record. The coding region runs from base 111 to 827 and encodes 238 amino acids. Gene Ontology annotation, cellular component: nucleus; EKC/KEOPS complex; cytosol. NCBI's taxonomy places the organism in Eukaryota, Metazoa, Arthropoda, Insecta, Lepidoptera, Nymphalidae. Gene Ontology annotation, biological process: protein phosphorylation. The transcript is spliced from 2 exons. Gene Ontology annotation, molecular function: protein serine/threonine kinase activity; ATP binding.